Drosophila biarmipes is the source of this 981-nucleotide messenger RNA. RefSeq lists its product as uncharacterized. Lineage: Eukaryota; Metazoa; Arthropoda; Insecta; Diptera; Drosophilidae. The transcript has 2 exons. The record is from RefSeq and is a predicted model, not a curated record. Bases 91 to 981 code for a protein of 296 amino acids.
CAGAGACAACAAGUGAGCUAGGAAGCCUCGAUCCACAGUCAAGGAACCCGAAAUCGAAAUCGAAUCCCGACAAGGAAAGCCAUCUGCAGAAUGCAUUGCCUGCUUCAACUGAGUCUGGCCCUGGCCCUUUGCGCCCUCCUGGCCCCAUCCGCCACCUUGGGCGAGCGCCGCAAUGUGUUCCGCCUGGGCGGCUCCUCGGAGCUUCCUGCGGAGGCCCGCUUCACCUCGUCGAUCACCAACAAGCUGACCGCGCUGAAGGGCAGCAGCAGCACCACCACGGCGGAGCCCACCUCAACCAGCCCCACCACCUACACCACCACGGAGACGGACUCGCCCACCGCGCCCUCCUCGGUGUCGGGAACCUCCACCAGCUCCUCCACACCCACCUCCUCUUCGCCCACCACCGUUCGCGCCUUCGCCCCCAACGAGCAUGAGAUCAACGACGAGGACGACGAGGAGAUGCCGCGAUCCUUCGAGGAGGAGGAGGACGACGAGGACGGAGGCCUUGAGGACGACGACAACGACGAGGACGACGAGGAGAGCUUCUACGUGGCCGCCCCCUCCGCCGGCGGCAGCAGCAGCGCCGUCCAGCAGUCCUCCGCCGCCGACGCCUCGGUGGUCCGCCCCUCGGAGCUCCAGUGGCGCCAGUACCAGCAGGAGCAGCGCAACCGCCGCCGCAUCCAGCGCCUGCAGCGGGAGCACAACCAGCGCAUCAGGGCGCUGCUGCGCCGCCAGCGGGCGGCCGAGAAGCGCAGCCAGCAGCGCCUGCGCCGCCAGCGCCAGCAGAGCCGUCGCCGCAACUCGCAGCGGCAGCGCCGCAACCGCAACCGCUCCAAGGCCCAGCGCCAGCGGCAGCGCAGGAACAACAUGAGCCGCCGCCGCCGCCAGCAGCAGCAGCGCCAGCGCCGCCACCGCCAGCAGCAGCGCCGCCGCCUGAUGCGCCUCAUGCGCCGCCGUCGUCGCGGCAACCGUCGCGGUUAG